Molecule: messenger RNA, 6223 nt
Organism: Dendroctonus ponderosae (mountain pine beetle)
Lineage: Eukaryota; Metazoa; Arthropoda; Insecta; Coleoptera; Curculionidae
Product: dynamin
Exons: 15
Coding region: 3535-5673 (712 amino acids)
Biological process (GO): receptor-mediated endocytosis
Cellular component (GO): synapse; cytoplasm; microtubule
Molecular function (GO): GTP binding; GTPase activity; microtubule binding
Source: RefSeq, a predicted model, not a curated record
CUCACAAUUUUUUGCAAUAUUUUAGUUUUCCUCCCUGAAAUGAAUAAACUAUGUAAUAUUGCAAUGACGGUGCCAUCUUCUUGUGCAAGUUGUGAAAGAACUUUCAGCACUUUAAAGAGAAUUAAAAAUUAUUUAAGAGCAACUUUGAGUCAGGAUAGGCUUACUGACUUGGGCAUUUUGUUGGAAAAAAAAUUGCAAAAAAUAGAUUUAGAGUUAAUUAUAGAUUCGUUUGCUGCUAAACAUAAUAAUAGCAGAAUGCCUCUUCUAAUGUUUUGCUUGAAUAAUUAUUUCAGUAUUGAAUUAUUUCACUACCUUAUUAAAGAUUUACUCAAUGUCUAUAAUGGCAUUCGUUAAUUCAAAUAUUUUAAAUCUACUUUCGUUUCUAAAGGAAAUUAUUUAAUUCAAAAAAUAGAUUUGUUUAUAAUAGGUUUAAUUACAAUGCUAGUGUUGUAGCGAAUAUCAUUCAGAGCAUAUGUUUCAAACAUAAUAACGUUUAAAAAAAUUUCACAGUUGUGAAAUAUAUUUUUGUAACAUUUUUUCCGUUAUUCUACGGAAGUAGAUAAAGUCUCGUGUAAUAUUUGUAUUGUAAAUUAAUAUUGGGACACUCAAGGUAUUGUCAAACUGUGUUAGCUCCUUGUUUGACAAAAACAUGUCGUGCUUACUAAAAGUACAAGUGCUUACUAAAAAUGAAUCUUUGCAAGGCUUGUAUGUUAAAUAAAAAUAACUAAAAAAUAUUUUACGUUAUAUUCGGCCAAAGAGCCAAAUAAAAUAUUUUGUAACACAGAUAUAUUGUAUCCAACUCUUACAAUAAAAUCUUGAAAAAUGUUUCGCCGGCUUUCGCCCAAGCGGAAGAUGAAGCUGGCGCCGCCACUGCGAAGCACCCAACGAGAUCAGAAUUAGAGUUAAAAAUGCUUUAAAAAUAUUCAAAUUCCCUAGUAUGGUUUACUCAAGAACUAAUUAAGUUGAGGCUUUAUUCAUUUGCUAAAUCAGUAUUUUUCAAAAGGUUGCCAAUUUUUUUCAAUCAAAAAAUUUGUAAUAUAAUAAGUACAGUGAUACGUAAUUCUUGUUAAAAUUUCGAUUAAAAUUUUACUUAGGUAGGUACCUAUAAUUUCAUACAUUUUUUUCCAAAACCCUUUAUUAUUAAGAUAUUUAAUUACCGAAUUUUGAAGCUUUGAACAGCCUAAAUCAUGUAUCAAACAGUCGACACAGAUUCUAUGUUCUAUUGUUAUCAGUUAUCAAAUUCCUUUAAAAAUAUGCGUAUUUAUUACUCAUUGGAAAAAGUUUGCGUUUUGAUAUUCAACAAAAUUCUUUCUAGGUAUUUUGAAAUUUUUCAAAUUACUGGUCUAGUCAAUAAGAAAGUAAAACAGUUUUAAAGUAAACAUUUCUAGAAAAAUUCGACAGAAAACUAUCUGAAAUCAAAAACCAAAUAAUGUAUAAAAUAAACAAUUGUUUCAAUUUUGUAUAUUUGUGAAUAAAUUACGCUCUGCUUCAUAUAACAAGAAAAACUAUUUGUUUCUUUUCUUAAAAAAUAAGUGGAACCUAUCCUGAUUUGCGGUCAAGAGCAAACAUUAUCAUAGAUAGAGAGCAACUAACUAUUCAUGUUGUUUAACAGAGUGAAAAAUCUGAGCAUAUCAUUUAUUUUAUUCCAUUUGAAGUAGGAAGGUUUGUUGGUAGAAACGCAUUAUUUAUUUGGUUGGUUUCCUGUGCGUGUAAUAAAUAGUAAAUUAUACGUCUAAAAGACGAAACUAAUUGAUAAACAAAAUUAAAUAGUAGAAUUAUGAUAUAAAUUAAAAUAAUGCUGCCAAUAAUAUACAAUAAUUUUAAGUUUUUUGUUUAUUACCACAGCUCUUCCACUGCUGAAAAUUGUUUAAGACGAACUCGAAAAUACAUUUUUAUCUCUUUUGAAAAUCACAACGCCGUAAAACAUAUCCAGCAUAUCAAGUAGUUAUUAUGUACGAAAAUUAAACUGAAAAUUAAACUGGAAAUUAAAAUUUUAAUCAGAACAUAACGUGUAAUCGCCUUUUUAUUGUCACAAGAACAAUGAAAAUUUAAAAAUAUUUUAUUUUAAAAUAUUAGCCAAUGCCAAAUGCAACUACAUAUAACUUAUUAUGCUAGAGAUUAAUUCAAAGGCACCUAAAUUGUAAAUUUAAUGAUAAGGACAUCACCGUUUAAAAAUGAAAAUUAGUAAAAUUGUAUAAAAAUAAAAUCAUCUACAGUAUGUGCAAUAAGCACAUUAUCAAAUUGAUACUACGACAAUUUUGGCUCAAAAGAAGACGAUCUGAAUUCAGUGUCGCUAAUAGAAAAUAUCUGGAUCCCUUUCUAUUGAUGGUCAAAAUUAUCCAGUUAAAUUAUGGAUAUCUUGGUUUAUGCUAAAAUAUUUAUUAUAUUUCGCAUAUUAAGCACUGUUAUUAAUAUGAAUUAAGUGUCAAUAAAAAAUAUGACACAUUUAUAGUUAUUGUCUGAAGUAGUUAAAUAACAAGGGAACAGAAAAACAUUUUAUGUGUAAAAAUUAAAAAAAUAUCAUCCUUACGUAGGACCAAGUUUACAGCACAUUUCUUUAAAAUUAAUCUUAGCAUUCUCGAGAUUACAUAAAACAUAUUUUUUUAAAUAAAUUUGAUUAUCAUUAGCAGAAGGGUCAGAUAGUUUUUAUUAACAUGGCAAGUAAAUGUUUUCUAUCAAAAAUAUGUACUUGCUGGAACUUAGGAGAUCGCUUUCUGCGCGUAUUAUUUACAGAAACAAAAAAUAAAUGUCGAUAUAAAUACAUACAUGAAUGUUAAAUACAGACAACCUUUCUUUUGAUCUUUUGCGUUUGCGUUACAUGUGGGCUGUUUUUCAAAUACAUUUAUGAUUUCCUUUAUUCCAUUUAUGCAUUCCUCGUUUUCCUACCUGUACAAGUUAAAAAUAUGUGGCAAGUAAUUCUAAAGAUUUUGUCACUUAUUUUCAAGUUUUAAAUUUUGUUUAGUGUUAGUUUCUUUAAACAAGUAAUAAUCUCUUAAACAAGAAUAAUAUAGUAUCAAAAUAAGUUUCUCUUACUGGCACAGUACCUAUUAAUUUAACCAGAUAGUAUUCGCUGAAUAAUAAUAGUCAAAAUAUCGACUCCUCUUUUUAUCUUUAGGUACUUACAUAAUUUGUCAAUUUUUAAUAGGCCAUUAAAUUUGUAAUAAAAUUGUACUAUAUAAAACUGACUGUAUUAUAUGAGUUAUGGUUAUCAUAUUAAAGUGUCAAGAAAGGUGUGAACUAUAUACUUUUAUGAUUAAUUAUGUCCUAUCUUGUUCAUUACUUACGUGGUUAUUUGGGGCUGGCUUAUAAUGUUAUCAAAAUUAUGUGGAAAUUUAUCAUCAUUUAUCUUUGAUAUUUUUACGUUGGUGAAAGCGAUUAUUAUUAAUAUUUUCACUAUCAUCUUAUAGAUUGGUGACUACAAAAGAUUUUUUACCCAGAGGAUCAGGAAUAGUAACCAGAAGGCCCCUCAUUUUACAGUUAGUUUACUCACAAUAUGAAUAUGCAGAAUUUCUCCAUAAGCCAGGUAAAAAAUAUAUGGACUUUAAUGAAGUUAGAAGAGAAAUUGAAGCGGACACCGACCGCGUUACGGGCAAAAACAAAGGAAUUUCAAAUCUUCCUAUUAAUUUGAGAGUAUCUUCUCCCAAUGUAUUAAAUUUGACGCUCAUUGACCUUCCGGGUAUGACAAAGAUUGCUAUAGGAGACCAACCACCUGAUAUUGAGGUGCAGAUCCGAAACAUGAUUUUAGAGUACAUAAAGAGAGAUUCUUGUCUUAUUUUGGCUGUGACUCCUGCUAACACGGACUUGGCUAAUUCGGAUGCUCUUCAGAUUGCCAAAGAAGUUGAUCCAAAAGGUUUUCGUACAAUUGGAGUUUUAACAAAGUUAGAUCUCAUGGAUCAAGGUACUGAUGCCAAAGACGUUUUGGAAAACAAAUUAGUUCCUUUACGAAGAGGGUAUGUGGGUGUGAUUAACAGAUCUCAAAAAGACCUGGAUGGUGGGAAAGAUAUUAAGUUACAAAUCAAGGCCGAACGCGAUUAUUUUCUACAACAUCCAUCCUAUAAACACAUGGCUGAUAAAAUGGGAACCACAUAUCUGCAGAAGACUUUAAACGCUCAAUUAACCAAUCAUAUUCACAAUACUCUGCCGAGCCUUAGAGAUAAAUUGCAAAAACAACUGUAUGCACUGGAGAAGAAUUUAGGCGAUAUGAAACAUUUUAAGCUGGAUGAUAAAACAAUGAAAACUAAAGCUCUGCUACAGAUGAUCCAGAACUUUUCGUUAGAAUUUGAAAAAGCCCUUGAAGGUUCAAGGUCCAGCGAGAUCAAUACCAGCGAACUAUGUGGCGGAGCCAAAAUUAAUUCGCUAUUCCAUGAACGGUUUCCUUUUGAUAUUGUAAAAAUGGAAUUUGAUGAAAAUGAACUGAGAAAAGAGAUUGGAAUAGCCAUUUGCAAUAUUCACGGCAUUAGGAUUGGCCUUUUUACCCCAGACCUGGCCUUUGACGCUAUAGUGAAAAAGCAAAUCGCCAGACUUAAGGAUCCUUGCCUGAAAUGUACAGAUCUUGUCGUCGCCGAACUUUUAAAAAUUAUACAUUUCUGCACUGAAAGGAUGGCUCGAUACCCGGUGCUGCGCGAUACAAUUGAACGGAUCAUUUCCUCGCAGCUCAGCAAAUCGGAAGUGCAAUGCAAAGAGCAAAUUUCGCUGUACAUUGACUUUCAAUUAAGCUACAUGAAUACCAAUCAUGAAGAUUUUAUUGGUUUUGCCAAUGCUGAAAACCAAGCGGAAAAAAAUAUAAGCGGCACCAGCAAUGCACCAGGAAACCAAGUGAUUCGAAAGGGUUACAUGUGCAUUCACAACCAAAGUAUGAUUCGAGGAGCUAAAGACUAUUGGUUUGUCUUAACAUCAGAUAGUCUUGCGUGGUUUAAAGACGACACCGAAAAAGAGAUCCAGUAUAUUUUGCCUUUGAAUGGCAUUAAAGUGAAAGACUUGGAAUCGAAAUUUAUCUCACGAAGACACACGUUUGGGCUGUUUUAUCAAAAUGGAAGAAAUAUUUACAAGGAUAAUAAACAAUUGGAGCUAAGCUGUAGCUCACUGGAUGAAGAAGUUACAUGGAAAGCAUCUUUCCUGAGGGCAGGCGUGUAUCCAGAACGGCAGAAGGAAGCAAAUAAUAAUGAAGAUAUUGAAGUUAAAGAGGAAGUUGACCCCCAACUUAAGCGACAGGUGGAAGUCAUCAGGAACUUAGUGGACAGUUACAUGGGGAUUAUAAAUAAAUCCACUAAAGAUUUAAUUCCCAAAGUUAUAACGCACAUGAUUUUGAAUACCACCAAAAAAUUCAUAAGCGAGGAGUUGCUGCUGCAUGUCUACUCAACAGAAAAUCAGGAGGGUCUAAUGGAAGAAUCUCCUGAAGAAGUUAGGAAACGUGAAGAAAACAUGCAAAUGUACCAAGCUUGCAAAGAAGCCCUAAGCAUAAUUGGGGAGUGUUCGGUUUCAUUUUCCAGCCAAAUGACCAGAAACGAAACGUAUCAUCCUCCCAAACCUCCCAUUGCUGCUAAAAAAAUUUAUAGAUUAUCAACACCAAUUCAAACAGUCACUCGACCAGCACCACCUCCACCCCCAGGAAUUAAAAAAUUUGAUAGUAUGGCUAACUUGGUACCAGAAUUUUACGUUUUCUCGGUACCAUAACGAAUUUUAAACAUUUUUCAGUGAGUACAUUGCUUUUGGUAUUGUUUCUUUAUGUCGUCAAUAGAUUUAUUCUCCAUUCAAAAAACAUCUGUGUUUAAGAAAUGCGUCCAACACUUUUUAAAUUUGUUUUUCUCGUUACUUAUUGCUUUAGUUGCAUGUUUUCGUGUCCACAGAAUGCCUAAUUGUUGUUUUAUAAUCACUUGUUAUUUUUUCAUUUUUUUUCUUUCUACUUUGAAUGAUUAUAUAGAUAUAGAUAAUUAUUUGUGUUUUCAAUUUAUUAAUUUGAAUUAUACUUACUUGUCGAUUUGUUCAAACACUCAAGGCUUUCAACAAAAAUGUUGUUAAACAAUUUUAAUUUUUGUUAGUAAGCGAACGAAUGUAUUAAAAACUUAUUGCAGAUAAACGCAUACCAACUUUUCCUGAUCAAUUUCAUCUAGAACUCAUCCACUUGUUUACUUGUUUUUCUUCACUCUGGAUGGGUACAUUAUUUGUUGUAAACAAUGUCAUUGCGUAUUAUCUAAUUAAAUAUAGUUAUUAUAAAUAUUUAAAA